Molecule: messenger RNA, 1307 nt
Organism: Cotesia congregata
Lineage: Eukaryota; Metazoa; Arthropoda; Insecta; Hymenoptera; Braconidae
Source: the annotation of a GenBank genome assembly
AUAUGUCGAAUGAAGAUCGGAUAAGAUUUAUAUUGUCAGAUUUGGGCAAAGCAACAUUAAGAGGAGUAAAAAAAUGUCCAAAAUGCGGAACAUUAACCGGAUCAAGAGGAUUGUCUUGUAAAAAUAAAUACUGUGAUGUUAUUUUCAAAGAAAGUGGAGACAGAUGUAAAUUAUCAACCAAGGCAUGUAAAUUAAUAACAAAUUCUCUGGCUCAAAUAUUUUCAAUAAGAAUCCGCGGCAAGGGUCCAGAUUACCGAGGAUUCGUCCAGUUGCCGGUUGUCAAUGCGACAGUACAAAAUGACAUGACGACAGUCAUCACCAAGACCUCGUCGCUGUGCUUCGUCGAGAGCUGUCAAAAGAGCUUUGACACCGGAGUGCUCCAGUGUCACGAAGAAGACAAGGAUGCUGAUAAGAAUGAAGCUUCUUCAACGUGUCAGCAUAUCCAGGCUGCCUACAAGUGCUACGCGGAAGCGCAGCCAUUGCCGCUGAAAAAUUCUUUAUUGUCGACGCUGAAUGUUAGCUGCGAGAUGAAGAAAAAAAUCUGGUGCCUGGCUACUGAAUCAAUUGGUCCACUAGUGCAGAGGAUAUCUAAAAAUAUAAUGGCUGUUAAGUGUAAGGCUUCGCCUAAACAUCCACUCGGUUAUUUGCACAUUAUUUUUUUUACUAUUAAAGUUAAAGAUAAAACGGAGUAUAAAUACACUUGCGAGUGUCCUGAUCCUAAUGACUUAAAAGCGAAUGACAAAAAUACGGAUAAAUCGACUUCAGAGUCUAAGACAAAAGAUAAAAGAUGCGUACAUUUUUACGCAAGUAUUUGUGCCUUCAAAAGUGACCCGAAAUUAUGUGAAGAGUUUGACUACUACAUAAAUCUGGACGAGAAUGAGCGCAGAGAGCAAAAACAGCGUGAGCAGGAAAUGAGGAAGCAAUUAGAAUUGCAGAAGAAGCAGCAGCUAAAUGAAACAAGUCUGCAACAAGAUGCUGAUAAAUUAAUUGAAAUAGAUUUUAUUAACAAUAUUUUAACAGAUUUUGGACCUCUGGAUGAUCACCAUUUACUUGUUCUGCAUGACGCAUUCAAUGAGUCCCAAGGGUUUGAUGAAAAGUUGGAUAUAGACAGUAUACCAAUUGAUCCAAAUAUACUUCAGAGUAGUAUUGGAGAGAUAAACAUCAACCAAGGCGAAUUGACAAACAGAUAUACGUCACCGAAUCAACGAGAACCGACGCCGUUUGUAAUCGAGUGGAUACCAGACCUAUUACCUGUAUCCAAAAUAGGAGAACUGAGGAUAAAAUUUGAAUUUGAUCAUAAAAAAAAA